Molecule: messenger RNA, 603 nt
Organism: Manis javanica (Malayan pangolin)
Lineage: Eukaryota; Metazoa; Chordata; Mammalia; Pholidota; Manidae
Gene: SPACA4
Product: sperm acrosome associated 4
Biological process (GO): sperm-egg recognition
Cellular component (GO): membrane
Source: RefSeq, a predicted model, not a curated record
AUGGUCCUCGGCUCGCUGCUGCUUCUGUUGAUGGCUCUGCCGCUGCGGGUGCCAGGCUCCAAGGACUGCAUCUUCUGUGAGCUGACCGACUCCAAGUACUGCCCUGGCAUCCGCAUGCACUGUGGCGACGAUGAGAACUGCUACACGGGACGGGGGGUGGCCCCGGGCCUCGGCCCCGUCACCACCAAAGGCUGUAUGCAGUCCACUUCCUGCAGCCGUGAGGAGCCUGUCACCUACAAGGGAGUCACCUACAUCCUCACUGCCACCUGCUGCCACGGCCACCUGUGCAACGGGGUCCCCAGCCCCACAGGCAGCUGGUCGCUGGCGCUGGCCACAUGCCUGAGGUUGGGUGUGCUGCUCCUCCCAUAUUUGCUGUGACUGUCUCCCAGCUCUGCUGCUCCCCCCCACCCCCGGCCUCCACCCCUCCCCCAUUAAACGGCCAGAGGCCCUGGACAACGUCUCGUCUCGUGGCGCUGGCUCCCUGCGUCCUGGAGCUGUCCGCCAGGAGCCCGCCCUCGGCGAAGCACCUCGGACCUGGUUUCGGGGUGGGGACCUGUGCUCAGCGGGUUUGACUGCACUACUGUAUUUCAUCGGUUCUAAGAC